Molecule: messenger RNA, 1615 nt
Organism: Prorocentrum cordatum
Lineage: Eukaryota; Dinophyceae; Prorocentrales; Prorocentraceae
Source: the annotation of a GenBank genome assembly
AUGAGGAAGGCGGAGGAGAUGUUUUUCACAGAGGAAGGCGAGGUGGUCAAGCACAGCAUGGCAACCAAGCAAGCAGCCCUGGAUGCAGCGUAUCUGGCCCUGGUCCAGGACAUGGAGCAGGAAACCAGAGCUUUCUUCGCGGGCAAGGGUCCAGAAAGUGUCACCAGCAUUUCCAGAUACGACGUCAACUGGGCCUUAGAAGAGGUUCAGUCCCCGCCCCAGCAGUUCAGCAACUCUGGGUCACUCCAGCAGGCCCUGGAUACGUUUAGGAACCUCCUGCUGGCCAUCGGCCUGGACAGCCAAGCCGGGUGCCUCAACACCGAGUUGGUCGAUCGCAUGUUCGUUGAUUUCUUAGAUGAGCUGGAGAGCAGCAUCAGUCAGGAGGAGAGGCAGAGCGCCAGCGACAGCAACAAGCAGUGGAGGGACUGGGUAGCCGAGGCCAUGCAAGCUGCCAAAACCUUCCCCAAGACCACAGGGAUGACUUGGGACGGUUUUCAUCCAGUGCACUUCAAAAUGAUUGGCCAAGUUGGGCUGGAGAUAAUGGCCACCCUGUUUAAACUCGUGGAGGCCCUGGGGACCUUUCCCACUCCGCUGCGCGCCGUACUGACGGUGAUCAUUCCGAAGCACAAGAAGACAGGCAGCCAGCCCCAGUACAGAGGUAUAGGCAUGCUCCCCAGCCUGUACAGGUUAUGGGCACGCGCUAGGCAGCACGUGGCCAAGUCUUGGGAACAGAACCACAAGAGAGGGUUUUUGUGCCACCAAUCGGGCAGGUCCAUUUGUGAACUAGUCUAUAUGCAGGCCUUAAGUGCAGAAAGAGGACAGUACGUCAACCCCGUCAUGCACACAGGCACGAUCAUGUGGGAUUUAAGCAACUUUUACGAGCAUGUGGACAGAGAGGACCUGUACCAGAAAGCGCUCCACAACAAGUUCAGCUCCCACAUUUUAUCGGUCAUACUCAAUCAGCAUAAGUCUAGAAGGUUAGUGUCGUUCUCAUCUAUGGUCACCGACGUGGGUUACACUACCAGGGGCAUCCCAGCAGGCGACAGCUUCGCCACUUAUCUCGUUCAAAUAUAUUGUAUAAACGAACUAGACGAGUGGCAGUCUCAGCACAGUAUGGUGCAGCUGAGCGUCUUCAUCGAUGACUUCCUCCAGCAAGCACAGAGCAGUUCUAUGCUGACGGUGCUGACAAAUUUGACAGAUGCAGCCCAUGACAUGAGACAGGUGAUUGAGUUAGACCUACAGUGCUCUGUGGCCGACCACAAAUCAGUAGUCCUUGCGUCUUCUGAGAAGUUGCAGUUGCAGAUAGUCAAGGCCCUUGGAACCAAAGGUGGACAGGCACUAGAUUCGGCAGCCAACUUAGGCAUCGACUACAGCGCAGGGCGCAGCAGAAUGUACAAGAAGUACAGGCCUACAGCAAUAGGACGGCACGCAAAGCUGCGCAAGCGCCUCUUCAAACUUAACAGCCUUCGAGAAGGAGGGGCUAACAUCAGCAAGCUCUACUCAGGUGGGUUGCAGCAGGCAGGCUACCACGGGACGGAGGUUGUAGGUCCUACAACCUCCGUCCCGUCCGUAGGUCCUACAACCUCCUACAACCUCAUCCGCUCCUACAAUGUAG